CUCUUCAAAAUAUAACCACUAGAAAUCGAUCAUCUACAAUUACUUCCCUAGAUCAUUAAUAAAUAAAUUUUCAACGGAAGUGGUUACACCCUUUCCUAUACAUAAACAACCUUAUACUUAGUCCCAUUUCCAAAAACACAAACAAAAACCAUCUCAAAAUGAGAGAAGAACCUUUCUUCUUCCAUUGCCGUUUCUUGGCCUCUUGUUUCAUCUUCUUCCUCGUCCUUCUUCCUCAAGCUUUCACUUACAAUACUCUUCCCAUCAACCCAUGCUCCGUUCAUGGUCCUCAUUGGCCUCCUCCGAUCGCAAACCCUAGGCUCUUAAAAGCUUACACAGCCCUUCAAGCAUGGAAACACACUAUGACUUCAGACCCAAAUGGCUUCACUUCUAAUUGGUGCGGUCCUAAUGUUUGUAACUACACGGGUGUGUUCUGUGCACAGGCUUUAGACAACCCUUACGUCUUAACCGUAGCCGGUAUAGACUUAAACCGGGCCAACAUCGCCGGUUAUCUCCCGCUAGAGCUCGGUCUCUUAACCGAUCUCGCCUUAUUCCAUAUCAAUUCCAACCGUUUUGAAGGUCAACUCCCUAAAUCUCUAAACUGUCUCAAGCUUCUUCACGAGCUUGACGUCAGCAACAAUAAACUCUCCGGCGAGUUCCCUUCCGUCAUCUUCUCUUUGCCUUCUUUGAAGUUUCUUGACAUUAGGUUUAAUGAGUUGUACGGCGAUGUUCCUAGCCAACUCUUUGACCUAAACCUUGACGCUCUCUUCAUUAACAACAAUAAGUUCCGGUUUAGGCUACCGAAAAACAUCGGAAACUCUCAGGUUUCGGUUCUUGUCUUAGCCAACAACGAUCUCCAAGGAUCUUGUCUACCUCCGAGUUUCUACAACAUGGGGAAAACGUUGCACGAGGUUAUUCUCACGAAUAGUCAGAUUGGCGGUUGUUUAAACCGGGAAGUCGGUUUGCUAAACCAGCUGACGGUUUUUGACGUGAGUUUCAACAACUUGGUGGGUUCGUUGCCGGAAACUAUGGGUGAUAUGAAGAGUUUAGAACAGUUAAACAUCGCAAAUAACAAAUUCUCCGGCCAUAUUCCGGAGAGCAUCUGCCGGUUACCGAAUCUUGAGAACUUUACUUACUCGUAUAACUUCUUCUCCGGCGAGCCACCGGUUUGUCUGAGGCUUCAGGAGUUUGAUGAUCGUAAAAACUGUUUACCUUUAAGACCAAUGCAACGGUCUCCCGCGGAAUGUAAAUCUUUUUCUUCUUAUCCUAUAAAUUGUGCUUCUUUCGGCUGCUCUCCGCCUAGUCCACCUCCUCCACCGCCUAGUCCACCUCCUCCUCCUCCACCUUCACCGCCACCACCACCAUAUGUGUAUCCGUCGCCUCCACCGCCACCAUAUGUGUAUCCUUCACCACCGUGUACUCUUCCAACACCGGUGCAUUACUAAGGUUUCUGUUGAUAGUAUGUGAUCCAACAGUUGGAACUCCCAUCUGUUUAGCUAUUGUGUUCUACGUUAUGUAACGCUAGUAGUGUUCACUUUAAAUUGUUCUUGUCUCACUAUGUAUUUUCUUUGAAUUUUUUUUUUAAUUGAAUGAGUAAAUGUUUGUAUGA
This is a messenger RNA of Brassica napus (rape), 1606 nucleotides long. Its product is annotated as leucine-rich repeat extensin-like protein 6. The transcript has a single exon. Gene Ontology annotation, molecular function: protein binding. The record is from RefSeq and is a predicted model, not a curated record. Lineage: Eukaryota; Viridiplantae; Streptophyta; Magnoliopsida; Brassicales; Brassicaceae. Bases 159 to 1442 code for a protein of 427 amino acids.